Molecule: messenger RNA, 2362 nt
Organism: Microplitis demolitor
Lineage: Eukaryota; Metazoa; Arthropoda; Insecta; Hymenoptera; Braconidae
Exons: 3
Coding region: 526-861 (111 amino acids)
Source: RefSeq, a predicted model, not a curated record
AAAAAGUUCUAGGAAUAAUUUAUUUUUUGAGUUGACACCCAUAUAAGCGCUGGUGGACAUGGGUAUAGAAAAAUCCUAGAGAAAACUUGAAAAAAUUUUUGGCCUUUGCUUUUACGAAUUCGCGUUAUUAUAGAGGACUUCUCUGAAAAUCCUAGGAAAUUGACGUCAAACGGACGCUCAAACUUGCGGUAAGUCUUCAGCUGGAUUCGGACGUCAAAACAAUCUUGAGAAAAUCAAAUAAUCAAAAUUUUUAACAGUGAAAUCAUCGAGAUCUGCGUCAGACUUCUACAUCGACCCCGUAAUUCAAAAUAAUUGAAGACUCCCACCAGCGCGCGUUCUGCGCACGCUCACAAUUAAAUUCCCUCUAAUUUUAAAUCGCGUGCGUCCAAUGAUCAUCUGGAAAAGGUAAACGCCUCCAGCUUAAACUUUGACAUUUCCAGAAUUAGUUAUCAAUAAAAGCAUCAUAUUUAUCUCACCUCGUUAAUAAUUAUAAAUUAAUUAAUUUUCAUUACUCGAAAAAUAAAAAUGGAGUCUGCAGUAACAGACCUUGAGCAAAGCAUCAAUCAAGCUAAUGGUAAAAUAGCAUCAAUUACAUGGAAAAUUGAGACUUUUGAAAAUGAAUUUCCUCUGGCAGACAACCAGGAAUCGGUGCUAAAAUUAAUAAAAUCAGUUGCGGAGGUUACUGAAGAAUAUCAAUCUCUACGUAAAGAAAUUUUAGAAGUACAACAAAUUCAAAAGCAACUUACAGACUCACUCAAAUCAAAAGUAUCCCAAGUACAAAAACAAUACUUCGUGUUACGAGACAAAAUAAUUGGAUCUGAAUUAUCUACAGCCCAAGAAGAAUCAAACAAAUUGAAGUAAUGUCAAUCUACGAUUAUCAAACCUGGAAUCUAUGUGCCAAAACAUAUAUAUCAAACUUAUGGUAUUCCUACUCAACGAAUGCUAUAGAUUAUUUAUAACUAAUUAGUUUAAUUAAUUUAAAUUUAUAUUGUUAAUUAGUAUUAAUGAACCACGACCAAACAUUUAGCCUUCUCUAUUUAUUAGAAAUUAAAUAUUUAAUCUCUACUGAUGAGUGUGAGUAGCAGACAUCAGACAAAUUUAAAAUUAUUAAUUAAUAGAGUAAAUAAUUAAUAAAUUUGAAUUUAAAAAAAAUGCACAUUUGAGAAAUUUUGAAAUCGAUAAGUGCAUUUUUUAAAAAAAUUUUUUUUGCAAUUAUUUACUCUAUUUAUUCAUAAUUUUAAAUAUGAGGGUUAAUGUACCAGACAUUGGACAAAUUUUAAUUAUCAAUAAAUAAAGUAAAUAAUUAAUAAAAUCAAAUUUUUAAAAAAUGCACAUUUAAAAAAUUUUAAAAUUAGUAAGUGCAUUUUUUCAAAAUAUUUUUUUAAAAAUUACUUACUCUAUUUAUUCAUAAUUUUAAAUAUGAGGGUAAUGUACCAGACAUUGGACAAAUUUUAAUUAUCAAUAAAUAAAGUAAAUAAUUAAUAAAAUCAAAUUUUUAAAAAAUGCACAUUUAAAAAAUUUUAAAAUUAGUAAGUGCAUUUUUUCAAAAUAUUUUUUUAAAAAUUAUUUACUCUAUUUAUUCAUAAUUUUAAAGAUGAGGGUAAUGUACCAGACAUUGGACAAAUUUUAAUUAUCAAUAAAUAAAGUAAAUAAUUAAUAAAAUCAAAUUUUUAAAAAAUGCACAUUUAAAAAAUUUUAAAAUUAGUAAGUGCAUUUUUUCAAAAUAUUUUUUUAAAAAUUAUUUACUCUAUUUAUUUAUAAUUUUAGAUUUGUCUGAUGUCUGCUACAUUCACAGUCAUUCUCUACUGUUGUAUCGCCUCAGCGUCAGGGCGUUAAUUAUUACGAGUAUUUCUGCCCAAUUUAUUUAAAAUAUUUUUAAUUUCUUAGUUUAUUAAAAUUUCUACUCUAAAAUUUUAUUUUUAUUAUCAUUUAAAUUUAAUAAGACAAAUCUCAUUAUUAACUCGCAAACUUAUUGACUUCGAUGACUGUAUGAUCAUGGAAUUUUUCAAAAAAUCUACACAUGGUCUAAUUUUUUUUGACUAUUCCCGGUUUUUUUUCUUUCCCACUUAAUUUCUUCCCCUAUAAAAAAAUAAAAUAUACAGAAAAAAUUAAUUGUACACCCUUGUCAUCUGUACGAUACAAUUACGCACAAAAUCAGUAUUUAUGUAGAUGAUGUUUAAUUGUUAAUAUUUAAUUAUAUGUAGAAAUGCACUGAGAGAAUAAUGGUCUGUAACACAUUCUCAUCUACAUGACAAAAGAACAAACACGUUUAUAUUAACUGUAACAUUAAAUGCUCAAUUUAUUCCUUUUAAUCAAAAUUUAAUCUCCAAUAUCUGUAUCUUUUUAAAUAUAUAUAUAUACU